Armigeres subalbatus is the source of this 1707-nucleotide messenger RNA. RefSeq names its product peroxidasin homolog. Bases 1 to 1707 code for a protein of 568 amino acids. Gene Ontology annotation, biological process: synapse organization; homophilic cell-cell adhesion. Gene Ontology annotation, cellular component: plasma membrane; neuronal cell body; axon. NCBI's taxonomy places the organism in Eukaryota, Metazoa, Arthropoda, Insecta, Diptera, Culicidae. The transcript is spliced from 11 exons. Gene Ontology annotation, molecular function: protein binding; axon guidance receptor activity. The record is from RefSeq and is a predicted model, not a curated record.
AUGAUCGUCAUCUCGUCGUCGAGCAGCACCAGCAGCAGCGGUGGUGGUAGCAGAAACAGAAGCUUUCGGUCAGCAUCCGGAGCAGCACCAGAAAUAGCAAAAACAAGGAUAUCCGAUUCGGAACCAAACGGGAGUCCCUUCCGCUGUGGAGCAACGACUACUGAAACGACGGCGACGACGAGGACGACGACGACGACGACGGAAGCGAAGAAAAGGCCGAAAAUGAGGAAAAAUAUGAGAUCGAUGACGUGUUUCGUGAUAUUUCUGCUAGUUUUCAUCAUGAGUUAUGGAUUAUGCAGCGGGCGACCGGAGCCGUACAUCUCGACCAUGGAUAUCGACGCACCGACGGUGGCACCGAAAUUUAUGACCCGGGGCCACCUCUACAAGGCCAUCAUCGGCGACUCCAUCGAGCUGCCGUGCAAAGUGAAAGACCUCGGAUCCUACGUGCUUCUGUGGCGUAGAGGUACGUCAGUGCUAACGGCGGCCAGCCUCAUGGUGACCCGUGAUCCGCGCUUCAAGCUAGUCGAGGGCUACAACCUACAAAUAGCGAACGUGAAAAUCCAGGACGCCGGUGAUUACAUUUGCCAGAUCGGCGAUAACGAGAGCCGGGACCAGGUGCACACGUUGGAAAUUUUGGUGCCGCCAACGAUACGAGUAGUGCCCCAGAAUCGACAAAUCACAGCCCGGAAGGGAAGCACGGUGACGCUCGAGUGCAAAGCCUCGGGAAAUCCUGUGCCGGCGAUCUAUUGGCACAAAAAGGAUUCAUUCGCCGGUGCAUCGCAUCUGUCGGAAAGUCCGACGCUGCUGCUGGAACGUGUUGAUCGGCACCACGCCGGAAUUUACCAGUGCACAGCGGACAACGGCGUUCGGGAAGCAGUGCAUGCCGAUAUUGAUGUAACGGUGCUGUCCCCUCCGGACAUAACCGUGGAGAAGACGUGGGUGCAUGCCAGUGAAGGAUUCGAUAUCGAUCUUGUGUGCACGGUGCACGGAGAUGUCAACUCGGAGAUGCUGUGGUACCAGAACUCGUUCCUUUUGGAUCCCACCGACCGGCGUGCCAUGUACUCCAAGGGCGACAAAUACACGCUGAACAUUCGCAACUUUCAGCAGUCCGACUUUGGCAACUACAGCUGCGUGGCAGACAACGCCCUCGGUCGGACGAAAAAGUACAUCGAAGUGUCGGGGCGGCCCGGUCCGGCGAACUUCCUCUCGCCCGCCUACAGCUCCCACCUCGAUCGGUACAAUCUGACGUACACGAUCGAAUCGAUACCACCGUUGGACGAGAUAAAACUCCUGUACCGGAAGCUAAUGAUGAACGAAACAUAUCAACAUCCGGGCAGCUGGGAGGACACGAUUUUAGUGCCAACAUUAACCCGCUCCGAUCCGACGCACUUUAUUAUGUCACAUGUGAUAAAAGGAUUAUCGCCCGGCGCGGUCUACGAGGUGAUGAUCCAGGCGCGGAAUACCCACGGCUGGAAUGAGAUCAGCGACAUCCAUCAGUUCUACACGCGCAACUACGACCUACGGAUGGACGAGAUGGAAUUCGUGAUGAGUUCGAUCUCGAACAGCGGCGCCGUCCGUGUGCUGGCUGCGGACGGCUCUACGGCGGUCAUAAUUAAUUUACUCGCUAUUAUCGUUGCGGGAGUCGGUGCCCUUGUCCGUGGUGGUGCCGCCUCCGCCGCCGCCGGUGGAGCGCUGGUGGCUCAUUAA